Molecule: messenger RNA, 959 nt
Organism: Urocitellus parryii (Arctic ground squirrel)
Lineage: Eukaryota; Metazoa; Chordata; Mammalia; Rodentia; Sciuridae
Gene: Fcer1a
Product: Fc epsilon receptor Ia
Biological process (GO): immunoglobulin mediated immune response; cell surface receptor signaling pathway
Cellular component (GO): external side of plasma membrane
Molecular function (GO): IgE binding; high-affinity IgE receptor activity
Source: RefSeq, a predicted model, not a curated record
CAGCCGGCACCUGGGGGCACAGAGGAGAUGCCUGCUGCCAUGGGAGGCUGKGCCCCACUGUGCAUAGCCUUGCUGCUCUUCUCUCUGGCUGGCACGCUAACAGGCAAUCGAAAAUCUAUUCUGACCUUGAACCCCCCAUGGAAUAGAAUUUUUAGAGGAGAGAAUGUGACUCUCGAAUGUAAAGGGAMUAAUUUCACCGAGGACAGCCACACUGUGUGGACCCAUAAUGGCACCGUUUCAGAAGUGACAACUUCAAAAUGGAGCAUCGUGGAUGCCACCUAUCAACACAGUGGGAUAUACACAUGUCGUGGCCGAAAUUUUUACAAGAGUAAACCUGUGUACUUGGAAGUGAUCAGUGACUGGAUGCUCCUCCAGGCCUCUGCUGAAGAGGUGUUGGAAGGGGAGUCGCUCUUCCUCAGGUGCCACGGUUGGAGAAACUGGAAGAUCAGAAAGGUGAUCUACUACAAGGAUGACCUGGCUCUCAAGUACUCCUACGAGAACCAAGUGUUCUCCAUUACAAAUGCCUCACUCAACGACAGUGGCAUCUAUCUCUGUAAGGGCCGACUUCAGCAGCUGCCCUGUGUCUCUGAGCCCCUUCGAAUUACAGUAAUAACAGCAUACCGAACCAAGUAUAUGUGGCUGCAAAUUAUUGUCCCCUUGUUGGUGGCGAUGCUGUUUGCUGUGGACACAGGACUGUUUUUCUUGACGGAGCAGCAGUUUAAAUCUCUCUUGAAGAUUAAGGAAACUGAAAAAGUCAACAAACCUAGGAAGUCGCUUCCUAAGCCAGAUCCUGAAAAGAGCUGAUGUCAUUUCUUAAGGGAGAAUUGGCAACAGCAAUAUUUUACUGCACCAGCAAUUGCUUCUCCAUUGUCAGACACAACUCAGGAUGUACAUAGAAGCCUAUGUUUGAGGAUUUGCAGAAUUAUCUCAUUAAACCAACUGUACCUGGUUAAGUGGCA